AUGGCUGUCAAACACAGCUUCCAGACCCUCUUCGCCGUUCCGCUAUCCUGCGACGGCUGCGUCAAGUCCGUUUCAGACUCUCUCUACAAACUCGACGGCAUCACAAAGGUCGAGGCCAACCUCAAGGACCAGCUGAUAUCGGUCGAGGGAUCUGUCGCACCAUCUGCCAUUGUCGAGGCCAUCCAGGCCACGGGCAGAGAUGCCAUCCUCCGGGGCUCUGGCGCUUCCAACAGCGCCGCUGUAAGCAUCCUGGAGACGUUCGCCGACCAGCAAGAGCGCUCGGAUGUGGACAACAGCCGGGAAGUGAGAGGUCUCGCCAGGAUGGUGCAAGUCAGCCCUGAGCGGACGCUGAUCGAUCUGACGUUGAGGGGCGUCGCUCCCGGCACGUAUCGGGCAACCAUUCGUGAGUACGGAGAUCUCAAGGACGGCGCUGCAUCUACUGGGCCCGUCUGGUCUGGGGGCGAAAAGGAAGCCCCCAAGGGUGACCUCGGCGUUGUCCAGGUGUCCGAGGACGGCCGGGGAUCCGUCUUCGUGGAUCAUCCCUUUCAGAUCUGGGAAGUCAUCGGUCAUGCCAUGGUGCUCACCAGACAAGACGAGUCCACGCCGCUCAAGAACGACGACAAUACCGUGGUAGGCGUCAUUGCGCGAAGCGCCGGGGUGUGGGACAACGACAAGACUGUGUGUUCUUGCACGGGCAAGACGCUCUGGGAAGAGCGUCAAGAUGAGGUGAAGAAGGGCAUGCUGUGACAACACAGCAGGGCUCAAACAUGACGUUUUGGAUAAACAAGUAGAAUGAAUAAAUGAGACAAGCGACUGUUUUCUCCCACCUUUCCACCCUCUCUCUCUUCUCGAAGCUCGUUUUAAGCUUAUCUCACAAUCUCCUAUGAAUCUCAUUAUCCACAACACUAAUCUCCUGAGAGGUUGUCGUGAACCGGCAAUUCAUCUAAAAGCAUUCGAACUGCCGACUUCACGAUGGCGGAGUUUCUCGUAGGGACUCAUUUAGGAGUUUCAUGCCGUCCAGGGAUUCAGGUACCGCAAACGCCACCCUUGCAACGCCGAAUGUACAAGGGGGACCGACAACGUCAAGACAAGCCAAACCAAGCACGAAAAAAAUGUAGUCAUCCCAUGCAGAAGCACG
Messenger RNA from Trichoderma reesei QM6a, 1138 nucleotides. RefSeq lists its product as uncharacterized. Gene Ontology annotation, molecular function: superoxide dismutase copper chaperone activity; copper ion binding. Gene Ontology annotation, biological process: removal of superoxide radicals. Bases 1 to 747 code for a protein of 248 amino acids. Gene Ontology annotation, cellular component: cytoplasm. The transcript has 4 exons. NCBI's taxonomy places the organism in Eukaryota, Fungi, Ascomycota, Sordariomycetes, Hypocreales, Hypocreaceae. The record is from RefSeq and is a predicted model, not a curated record.